AUGGCGAAGUGCGUGGGCCUGAAAGAGAAGUCGGCAUGGACAACUCUGUCCAUACCUCAAGAAUUAUUCAACUCACAACAGUUUGAUCAUCUAGUGGAAAUUCAGGAGUUAACGGAUUAUGAAUUGCUACAUUCCGAUGUAGAUUUGAAUGUAAGUACAACGAUUUCAAAAUUAAACUUGCUGAGCAAGCGGAAGCGACCAAGAAAAUGGUCCGAGACAGUCGCAGUCGCCACUGUUGGUGUAGUAGAACCUUCACAUAAACAGUUAAAGAAGAAAAGGAAACAGGCUGAGACAGUCGCAGUCUCCACAGUUGAUGUAGUAGAGCCUUCAUAUAAACAAUCAAAGAAGAAAAGGAAACAGGCUGAGACAGUCGCAGUCUCCACAGUUGAUGUAGUAGAGCCAACACAUAAACAAUCAAAGAAGAAAAGGAAACAGGCUGAGACAGUUGUAGCCUCCACAGUUGAUGUAGUAGAGCCAACACAUAAACAAUCAAAGAAGAAAAGGAAACAGGCUGAGACAGUUGUAGCCUCCACUGAUGAUAAAGUAGAACCUUCACAUAAACCAUCAGAGAAAGUCAUAAACCAGAACUAUGCUCAAAGUCAGGUAUUUACAGAGAGGCCAGCAACUGAAGAUUGCAGUGUUGACACCAGCAAAAGUCACCAGAAUGAUGCAGAUAUGUCACAGUGGAAGAACCUCUAUGUGCCUGAUGUGCUCCUGCCAGCGUUAAAAGAUGAGGGAUUUGAUGUUCCUACGCCAAUACAAAACUUGGUCCUUCCUAGCGCUAUCAGAGAUAUGAGGGAUAUCCUGGCAGCAGCUGAAACAGGCAGUGGGAAAACUUUGGCCUUCGGUAUUCCCAUUUUUGCCAGAAUUUUACGCUCAAGAUUAGCAGCUGCAAAAACAAAGUCACCGACAGAGGAAGAUGACCUGGAUACACAGCCACCCAUGGCCUUGAUACUGGAGCCCACACGUGAGCUUGCUGUGCAGGUGAAGCGACAUCUGACCGCUCUAGGCAGGUACACUGAUAUCACAUUUGCCACUGUUGUUGGUGGGAUGUCAAUUGAGAAACAGAGGCGUGUCUUGGGAAAACGUCCACAUGUGAUCAUAGCUACACCCGGCCGACUGUGGCAGCUUGUUGAGGAGGGUAAUGAACAUCUGUGCCAGAUUGACAAAGUUCUAUGUUUGGUAGUCGAUGAGGCUGAUAGGAUGAUUGAGAAGGGACAUUAUGUAGCGAAUAACCGACAGACAUUCGUGAUGUCGGCCACAUUAACCAUGGAUGUUACAACACCAAAGCGACUGACAAAAAAGAAGAAAAAAAAAAUCUUGACAGAACGUAUUUGUAUAGGCCAGAAGCCAAAAGUGAUAGAUCUGACACCAAAGGAUAAAGUUGCUCAAACUUUGACUGAACUACGAGUCAAUUGUAAAGCAGAUGAGAAGGUAACUUUUCAAUGUGAUUUUAUUCUUCAAUCCUACUUUUUAUGCUACUUUUUAUGCCACCAUCCUGGGCGGACUCUGGUGUUUGCCAACAGCAAGGACUGCUUGCGGCGUCUGGUAGCCUUAUUGACGCUCUUGAAGUGCUGUCCGUUGCCCCUUCAUGCUGACAUGCAGCAGAGGCAGAGGUUGAAAAAUCUGGACAGAUUUGCAGAAAAUAGCAGAGGAUUGCUGGUGGCAUCAGAUGUGGCAGCGCGAGGCUUGGACAUCGCUAAUGUAGAUCAUGUCAUCCAUUACCAGGUGCCCAGAACAAUGGAGAAUUACAUCCACCGGAGUGGUCGAACUGCUCGGGCUUCAAACCUGGGCCUAAGUGUCAUGUUGGUGUCACCAGAGGAUGCCAGAGAUUACCGUAAAAUUGUCCAUGGUGUCAGGAAUGGUGAAGAACUGCCCAUACUGCCUGUGGACAUGGAUCUGCUUCCAGCUGUGAGGCAACGUGUAGCCCUGGCCAGGAACAUUGAUGUCACUGAGUACAGAUUGAAAAAGAAACGCCUGAGGAAUAACUUUUUCACUAAAGCGGCAGAAGAAAUGGAUAUGGUCAUUGAUGAGUCACAUCUUCUGGAGGAUACUGGCGAUGAGGUGAUGCAGGCAGAGGAGAAACAUUUGCUGAAACAGAUGAAGGCUCAACUAUCUUCCAUGUUGCAGCGAUCUCUGGCACCACAACACAUGACCAAAUACCCAACCAAGUCUGGGCACUUACUUUCUAAGACAGUUGUGAAUUUACAUCGUAUCAAAUGA
Candidula unifasciata is the source of this 2223-nucleotide messenger RNA. NCBI's taxonomy places the organism in Eukaryota, Metazoa, Mollusca, Gastropoda, Stylommatophora, Geomitridae. The record is from the annotation of a GenBank genome assembly.